Molecule: messenger RNA, 696 nt
Organism: Zea mays
Lineage: Eukaryota; Viridiplantae; Streptophyta; Magnoliopsida; Poales; Poaceae
Product: ATP synthase subunit a-like
Exons: 1
Biological process (GO): proton motive force-driven ATP synthesis
Cellular component (GO): proton-transporting ATP synthase complex
Molecular function (GO): proton-transporting ATP synthase activity, rotational mechanism
Source: RefSeq, a predicted model, not a curated record
GUGCCGAACCUGGUAAACGAACAAAUAGGUGGUCUUUCCGGAAAUGUGAAACACAAGUUUUUCCCUUGCAUCUCGGUCACUUUUACUUUUUCGUUAUUUCGUAAUCCCCAGGGUAUGAUACCCUUUAGCUUCACAGUGACAAGUCAUUUUCUCAUUACUUUGGCUCUUUCAUUUUCCAUUUUUAUAGGCAUUACGAUCGUUGGAUUUCAAAGACAUGGGCUUCAUUUUUUUAGCUUCUUAUUACCAGCGGGAGUCCCACUGCCAUUAGCACCUUUUUUAGUACUCCUUGAGCUAAUCUCUCAUUGUUUUCGUGCAUUAAGCUCAGGAAUACGUUUAUUUGCUAAUAUGAUGGCCGGUCAUAGUUCAGUAAAGAUUUUAAGUGGGUUUGCUUGGACUAUGCUAUUUCUGAAUAAUAUUUUCUAUUUCUUAGGAGAUCUUGGUCCCUUAUUUAUAGUUCUAGCAUUAACCGGUCUGGAAUUAGGUGUAGCUAUAUCACAAGCUCAUGUUUCUACGAUCUCAAUUUGUAUUUACUUGAAUGAUGCUACAAAUCUCCAUCAAAAUGAGUCAUUUCAUAAUUGCAUAAAAACGAGGAGCCAAUCAUAGAACUACAUAUGGUCUGAUACUACUAACUUCCUUGAAAAGUGGAAGAGUAGUUAUGUAGGCAGUUGCCGUUCCAGAAAUGUAGCGGUUGCUCGA